Molecule: messenger RNA, 1686 nt
Organism: Ogataea philodendri
Lineage: Eukaryota; Fungi; Ascomycota; Pichiomycetes; Pichiales; Pichiaceae
Exons: 1
Coding region: 1-1686 (561 amino acids)
Source: RefSeq, a predicted model, not a curated record
AUGAGCAAGACGCCGUCCGCCAGAAGAGGCAGGUUCGACCAGAUCCUGCGUUCUGUCAAGAGCCAGGUGUUUGACGAGUCCCAAGAACCAGAGAACCUGACGACGGAAUCCGCACAGUCCGUUGCUCGCCGGAGACUCAGCUCGUGGGCGUUCACGAGAACACAGUCCACGGUCCAGCGAGACGAGCCCGUUCAGUCGGCAACAGAGGUGGAAAAUCCCCCCACCACGCUUGUUACAGAGGAGGAGUCCACGAAAGUGGUCAUCGAGUCCGACAAGGACACAGACCCUGUGGAGGCCAAGGAGCGAACCCAGUCGUGGUCGCUGUGGUCGAGGCCGUCCAGACAGAUCGACCAGCAAACAGAUGCCAUAUUGUCCGAGCCGGUGGCACAGAACGUUUCUGAGCUGCCUAAACCAAAGAAACAGAAGACCGAGCCGUCCACCGACCGCAAGAGCCAGGUGGUGCCGUCGUUCGAGUCUCUGCCGCGGGUUUCGCCUCGGACGUACGCCUCUUCCGCGCUCAAUACGCUCAAGUCGGUGACUGGCUACGGUGCAAGUCCCGUGGACCAUUUGGUUGCUACCCGUUCUCCGGCCAAGUUCAAACGGGUGUUGAUCAUCGGCGUGCACGGGUUCUUCCCCACCAAGAUGAUCCGGCCUCUUAUUGGCGAGCCUACAGGAACCAGCGCGCGGUUUGCCCAGGCUGCCGAGAACGCUAUUCUCUCGUGGGCCCAGGAAAAGAACAUCAACAUCUCGACCCAGAAAAUCGCUCUGGAGAAAGAGGGCAAGAUCUUCGACCGCGUGGACUUCUUCUUCGAGGUCAUGCAGAAGUGGCACGACGAGCUCGCCAAUGCAGAUUUCAUUUACGUCUGUGCACACUCGCAGGGCACCCCGGUGGCCAUGAUGCUGCUCUCGCGGCUGCUGGAGCACGGCCUGAUCGCCGACAACAAGAAGAUAUCCGUGCUGGGAAUGGCGGGCAUUAACAGCGGGCCGUUCUACGGGAUGGACCAGUCGCUGUUUGUGCGGGCAUACUCGUCCAUCGAGAACCAGUCGCUGCUGGAAUUGUUCCAGUUCCAGAACUUCGAGAGUCUGCAGAGCCGCAAGUAUCUCGAAAGCGUGCGCAACCUGGUGGCACACGGGGUCAAGAUCACGUUUGUGGGGUCCGUGAACGACCAGCUCGUGCCGCUGUACUCGGCAGUCGCGUGCCACCUCUCGCACCCCAACAUUUACAAGGCUGUGUACAUCGACGGCAACUCCAACACCCCCGAUUUUGUGACGCGGAUUCUGAAGCUGUCGUGUCUGCUACAGAACCUGGGCCACCGCGACCACGGGGUUGUGGCGGAGAUGAGCUACGCAUUGGCGGGUCCAUUGACGGGCGGGGGACAUUCCCGUAUCUACGACAGUCCCGAUGUUUACAAGCUGGCGUUGGACUUUGCGUUGUGCACGAGCGACACGGGCUACUGCGCAAGUCAGCCCGUGCAAUUCCACCAGGUGGACGUUUCCAAAGUUGGGAGCAACCCGUUCACGUUGCCGUGGUGCACGCGAGGACUGUUUUUCGACGUCAAGAAACGGCUACCGCACGGCACCGACGAGAUCGAUAUGGUGUUCAAGGAGUUCGACGACUGGGAUCCCGAAUCAAAGGUGCUCAAGGACGUGAAAUAUCGUCUUAACGGAAUAAAAGAUAAACUGUGA